Molecule: messenger RNA, 3564 nt
Organism: Gadus morhua (Atlantic cod)
Lineage: Eukaryota; Metazoa; Chordata; Actinopteri; Gadiformes; Gadidae
Gene: emx1
Product: empty spiracles homeobox 1
Exons: 3
Coding region: 2785-3516 (243 amino acids)
Biological process (GO): brain development; neuron differentiation; central nervous system development
Cellular component (GO): nucleus
Molecular function (GO): DNA-binding transcription factor activity, RNA polymerase II-specific; RNA polymerase II cis-regulatory region sequence-specific DNA binding
Source: RefSeq, a predicted model, not a curated record
UCCCAGAUUGGCCACCAGAGGGCAGCACGGCACCGAUAAGUAAAAGCUCUGGAUAAACAACGACCGGGUACACCCAGCGGCUCCAGACCCCCCCACGGAGAGAGACCAGUUGAACUUCAGUAUCAUCCCUUCUUUCAACAUGGAGGACAAUCGACGCUGAAGAAUGAGACGCAUUUCGUGUCAAAGUGAUCACGUAUCGUAUCGAUCUAUUUUUCUUCUAAAGUAAAGUUCUAAAGUUCUUCUAAACUAUUCCUGAUUCACCGCUGGGGCCUGGAACGCUAUCUCACCCCUCAACGAUUCACCCCCCGGGGGUUGAGUUAAACCUGGUCCGGGGGAGCACGCAGUAGACCGGUCCACUUUAUCUGUUAAUGCCAGUCCACUUUAGACAUUUAUUAACCAGACACGAUGCGGUUCACCGGACAGGCCAGCCGGUUUCACCAUUAAACUCUCCUCCGCUCGCAUUCCUGCUGCUCACACACACACACACACACACACACACACACACACACACACACACACACACACACACACACACACACACACACACACACACACACACACACACACACACACACACACACAAGGAAAGAUGGUCGUGAGAUUAAGAGAAGUAUGACUGGGAAGGUAGCACAGCGGUCCAGUUAAUAAUGACUGUGCUGCGUUAAGAACCAUCGGAUCUGGACUGUAUCUAAUGCUGGGAUAAUAAUAUGCAUUAUUUACCUUAUUCAUUAUGGCGACACAACUGGACUCACGGCUAAUACAUGGCCCUAUGCCUACUGUAGGCUGUGCUGUUCUAGGGUCUGCCAGGUCUAUCUGGGGGUCUAUUUGGUGGUCUUGGUCUAUCUGUUAGUCUGGGUCUAUCUGGGGCUCUGGGUCUAUCUUGGGCUCUGGGUCUAUCCGAACGGUUCAGUCUGUACCUAUCUCUGAGCUCCACCAACUCAGUCUUUUUUAUUUGUACGUUGAAGUUUUUACUUGAACUUAAUUAAUUAUAAACUUUAUAUUGUGUGCGAUGCCCAUGUGAGUCCACGCCUGUUGAACAUUGAUAUAGAAGACCUACGUUUAAUGAACCCCCCCCCCCCCUCACGGUAAACCUGCUCCUCGUAAGAACGGGACCCGGACGUUUAACGGCCUUUAACUCUAAACACCUCAUCAACAACUUGUUGAGGUCAUAAUAAACAUCGCUAAUGAUUUUCUAAUACAACUUCUGCGCAAACGGGCGCAUUAACUGGCUAAUUAUUAACGUGUGCUGAGCGCCAUGAGAAGCAACAACACGGAGCGAUUCAUGAGGACCACAGCGCCUCCCCAGACCCGCGGGUAUGGAACCCAUGCUGGGGAGCCGAGGUUCAAUCGAGACAUCAAAUCUCAGAUCUCAUCAUGAACGCUUUGGCCUCGUUAACGAAUGCACCGAAUAGUGAAUGAAUGGAUGAAUCGAAGAGUGAACGAACGGAUGAACCGAAGAGUGAACGAACGGAUGAACCGAAGAGUGAAUGAAUGAAAGAGUUCGGAUCCUUUGGCUGAACGGCCUCAUUAAACUGUCCUUCAAAGUAGGAUUAAUUAUAAGGCCUUUACAAGGCUGCCAAUAACAGGCUAUAGGCUACUAAUAAUAAUUAUAUUCAACUCUUUGAAACCAAAUAACAAUAAAAACAUACUAGCCUAUAGUACAAAUUAUAAUAAUGAUAAUAGGCCUAAUAGGCCUACUAAUAAUAUUUAUGAUUAUGAUCGUUAGUGUUAUUAUUGUUAGGUUAUUGUAGUGGGUUAUGUCGCUGCUAAAAGGGUUUAAAUCAGACCCAAAAGUCCUAGUUUUCAGUGUAUUUUCAACCUGACGUCUGUUUCGCACCAAGCCUUCAGACUCACCGGUCUAAACCAGUUCAUAAACUCUGACGCCGUCCUUAAAAUCAAACUGUUCUUUACGAAAACCGUCCCACUCCAGCUGAGAUGGGUACACGCAGAGUGGCGAAACUCUACAUAUUCACCGCCUCACCCUUUGAAGUCAGCUAGUUUAAGCCCUUUUAGGUCUACUUGUGGACUAUAUCAAACUAUCCACCCGAUCACCCUUUAAACAUAACAAACAGGGGUCUGAUGUCCCCGCUACAUUAGAGCAAUGACGAUUGACCAAUCAGAGAGCCGCUAUAGGAUCACCCCUGAUCCUAUAUUCAUACACAGAUUCAAUUAACUCUCCGCUACGGAGGCCGGGCCGUCCCACUUGCCUGGUUCACGACGCCGGUAAUAGUUUCUCCAAUAUUGUCUUUUCAUUUUCAAUAAUAAUAAUAAACCAAUUGUCUGAUGCUUUCAAUAGAAUUGCGCUCGUCUGAAGGGACAUGCACGCGCCUCGCCCCCGCGUGCUCCCGCUCAAACCACAUCAACCAAGCGCGGCAGGUACUCGAGGGGAGGGACUCAUUGGCAGGUGCGGCCGACCAAUCAGUGCGCGCCACUGGCUGCUCGCGCCCCGGCCGAGGAGAUGUGAACGCUCGAGGUUUGGACGCGUUUUGCUCACACUGCCGCACGUCUUGUCCGAGUGCGCGAGGCUCUCCCUGGAUGGAUCUGUAGGACUCGCGCAGGCAGGCACAGCGGUGACCACAUCGGACGAGCUCGAGCCAGCGCGUCAGACAGCCAGUCCGCCAAACCAAACACCACCCGCCGCCACUCGGUCCCCUUCGUCAUGGGUCUCUGAGAGGAGGGGGGGUCCACCUCCUGCAAUCCUGAAGCGGAAGUAAGACCCACGCGCUUUCCGCGCUUUUCCAACUGGAGCUCUCGAGGCUGCGUCCCGGAGCGCACGAGCGCACCAUGUUUUCUUCAGCGGCGGGAAAACGCUGCUUCACCAUCGAGUCCCUGGUGGCCAAGGAGAGCCCCGCGUCCCCGGAGGAGCCCGUCCGCCCCACGGCCCUCAGCUACUCGCACCACGGCGCCGCCCCGGAGGCCUUCAUGAACGGGUACCAGGCGCCGCAGGGCCGGUCCCUGUACCCGAACCCGGAGCUCGUUUUCCCGGAGUCGGUGAACCACCACCACGCGCUGAGUAUGGCGCCCCAUGGCCACCACUCACUGGGGGGGGCGGCCCACCUGCAGCACCCCGCUGCCACGCACUUCUUCGGGUCCCAGCACCGGGACCCGCUCAACUUCUACCCCUGGGUGCUCCGGAAUCGGUUCUUCGGCCACCGGUUUCAAGGGAACGAGGUGUCCCAGGAUGGCCUGCUCCUGCACGGGCCCUUCGCCCGGAAACCCAAGCGUAUCCGCACGGCUUUCUCGCCCUCGCAGCUGCUGCGGCUGGAGCGGGCCUUCGAGAAGAACCACUACGUAGUCGGCGCCGAGCGGAAGCAGCUGGCCCACGGCCUCAGCCUGUCCGAGACCCAGGUGAAGGUGUGGUUCCAGAACCGGAGGACGAAGUACAAGCGGCAGAAGCUGGAGGAAGAGGGCCCGGAGAUGCAGCAGAGGAAGAAGGGGAACCACCACAUCAACCGCUGGCGCCUGGCCACCAAGCAGGCCAGCUCAGAGGACAUAGACGUCACCUCCGAGGACUGACGCGCCUCCUCACACACACACACACACACACACACACACACACUAACA